UUCUAGAAGAUGCCGCACAAGCCAAAGUUAGCAUCCAAGACCUGAGAACCAACUGGCAGACUCCAUCACAACAAAACUUGCAACAUGCAGAGCAAAGUAGAUAUACCCUGCAAGAAGCAGAGCAAGGUAGACAUACCGGGCAGGAAGACUUCAAAGGCCUUCAUCCUCCCGGUGGCCAACAUCCGCUUGACCUUCAUUACUGGACUCAUCUUGAUGGCCUUGGCGUCAGGGACGUCUAAUCCCCCAGAACCAUUGAUCAGCGAGAACCUGAUGACUAAGAUGGAAGCCCACAUGGAACUGUUGGAGGGCUUGACUGAAUCUUUGGCUACCUUUGCUGGAUACAUACGCGUCAGAAUUGACAGGAUUGAGAAUAUGACAAGACGUUUGAACGGCCUGAAUGGUGGAGCAGCAAACAUGGACAAGGAAAUGGCAGGACAGGAGGACAAGCUGAAUGGUGGAGCAGCCAACGCGGACAAGGAUCUGACAACACGUGUGGGCAAACUGGAGAAUUUAAUAACAAACAUGGAUCAGAUGCUGAAGGAACAUGUGAAGGCGAUGGCUCAGGAUGUUAAGACUCUCAAGGAACAACCAGGCAUCUGCUUUCCGCCAUGGCUCACACAUGGCACUCACUGUUACAUGUAUGUUGAUAAAAAGAAGACCUGGAAUGAAGCUGAGGAGUACUGCUUAGCCUUGGGCGGACACUUGGCCUCAGUUCACAGCCAAGCCACGGUGAAGUUCCUGAAGGGAUUUGCUAAAGAAGGUUCGAUUUGGCUUGGCGGCUUCAAAUCGUAUUAUCACUGGCAAUGGAUAGAUGGCUCCACCUUUGACAUCACCUAUUAUUGGGACAAGACCAGCAAGCGUGCUCAAUGGGGAAUUCUAGAGCCCAAUAAUGCCAAAUACCAAGAAUACUGUAUGCAUAUGUGGCCAACUGGUUACAUCAAUGACGUGCCAUGCGCUCUAAAGUUUUAUAUUGUUUGUCAGAAGUGAUGUGGAUGGUGUCUGCUGCUCCUUCAAAGACUUCCCUGCUGAAAGAUGAUCACUCUGCCUUCAAUUGGCUCACUUGAAUUAAUCCUCAUCUUAAUCAGCGUGCACAUCAUCCCAAAGCACCAACUGGCAAACUAAAGCCAAUCAAAUUAUUUGUGUAAGCACACUUGGUAAAUAAAGAUUUUGAUUCUAUACAACAUAAGCUACAGUAGAAUGUAUUUUCCUUUUUUUUUAGUUUAUCGUUUUUUCUAGCAAUACUGUAUCACCAGAUCUACUCAACACAGAAAAUUUGAUAAAUACAAUCCAGUCAUCGUAUCGAUUGCAGAUGUCAUGGAUUGACUACAUAGGGCUCGCUUAGUUAUGUCUGCUGAGCGGCUG
This is a messenger RNA of Doryrhamphus excisus (bluestripe pipefish), 1362 nucleotides long. The record is from RefSeq and is a predicted model, not a curated record. NCBI's taxonomy places the organism in Eukaryota, Metazoa, Chordata, Actinopteri, Syngnathiformes, Syngnathidae.